This is a messenger RNA of Chroicocephalus ridibundus (black-headed gull), 3092 nucleotides long. RefSeq lists its product as uncharacterized. The record is from RefSeq and is a predicted model, not a curated record. NCBI's taxonomy places the organism in Eukaryota, Metazoa, Chordata, Aves, Charadriiformes, Laridae. Bases 1450 to 2370 code for a protein of 306 amino acids. The transcript is spliced from 2 exons.
GCUGAGACGGCUGCUGAGCUGGGUGGUCCCGCGGUGCCGGGGUUGGGGGGGGACACCCCCUUCUGUGCAAAUUAGCCGGGCACCCCACGGCAAGCGGGGCCUGGGGUCCCCGGGGAGGCGGGGGACAGCGUAGGGACAGACCCAGCACACAGCGGUGCCCGGUGCCUGCCGCCACGGAGGAGCUGGAGGGCAGAGCGGGCGGCUGCAGAUGGCGGGAGCUGGCGGAGGCAGAGCAGCGGCCGGGACAAUGGCGGGAUUGUGCGGCGGUGCCGCUCGGCAUGGCACAGCUCGGCACCGCACCCCGCACCAGCAGCUGGGCACCGCCUUGCACCGCUGGGAUGUCCCCGUGUCCCCGCGGGUGGCGAGGGGCUGCGCUGGGUGGGCGGGGGUGCCCUCGUCCCGCAGUGCCACCCACCGCAGCAGCGGGUGCGCCGGGGGACCGUGCUCCGGGCUCUGCAGCCGUCAGCCCCAGCAGGAGGAGGCUGCAGCUGGUGGGGGCUCGGAGCCGCUGGCACCUGAUUUACGUGGCGGGGUGGGAGCGGCUGGGGAAGACCUCCUUCCAUGGGGGAAGGCGUGAACUGAUGGCGGCGGCGAUGGCAGCGUGCCUGCGGACAGUGUCCUCCCUGGUUUGGCACCCAGACCCCACCGUCGUGUGCCGUGGGAGUGGGGGGACCCCUCGGCGUGGCAGCUAGCCUCACGCGGGCACGGCUCGGGCUCUGCCGGAGCGAUGGGAGGCGAACUCCUGCUGCCCCUCCUGCUCUGCUGCCUGUCGUGGCCGGAGAGCCCCGGUUCACGCCGCGGCAGCCACGAGGCCGGUAAAUCCCGGGCCGAUGGGUGCCGGCACUUGGCUCCCCGCUGGGGCGGAAGAGGUGCAGGGCCGCAGGAAAGGCGGCCGCGGGCGGGCACGAGAUAACGCCGCCGGGCGGUUUUAUCUCACAUCCUCCCGUCCGGCGCUUUUCCUGCCGCGCUCCCCGCUCCGGCCCCAGCACCCGUUGCUUGGGGCGUUAAGGUGUGACCCAUCCUAACGCCUGCGGGGUCGGGUGUCCCCACCUCCCCGGCAGCGGGGGACGGGGGGGUCCCGCUGCAGGGCCCAUUUCGGAUGCUCCCCGGCCUUGCCGUCGCCCAGCACCCCCCUGCCCGGCCGGAGCGCGCCGCUGGGGAAGGGCAGUCUCUCCUGCGGCCGCAGCCCUCCCUCCCCACGUGGCCUGGCGAGCUCCCGGCUGGAACCCGAGCCCUGCAUCGAUCCGCGCUGCAUCUUAAAUCCCGCAGCAGCUGAAGCAAGCGGUUUUUAGCGCGAGGGCGGCGGGGGGGGCUUCUCCACAGGCGAGCCAGCUCUGGCACCGGGGUGAGACGGGCUGUCUUCCUCUGCCAUGGUGGUUGGCGCGGGGGACAUUGUCCCCGUCAGCGUUUUAAUGGCGAUGCCCCUGGCUCGGCUGCCGGGCCGUGUCCAUGGGGAAGGGUCCCGGGCUGCAGCAGGGGUGGCUGGGGCUGCAUCGCGGCUCGGCUGGGACGAAGGGGACACGAAGGGUGAAGGGUGAGCAGGGGUACCCCUCGCUCAGCUGCAUCGCCGGGUCCUGGCAGAGCUCUCUGCACAUGGCUGCGUCCCUGCUUGGACUCCAGAGGGGAGGCAGCCAGGAUAGCCGGGAUGGAGAGACAGGGCAGGCGAGGGGCCUCCUGCCGGCACUGCCCUCCCCCAGCUGCUGCCGGGGUGGGGACGUGGGUUCCUGCUCCGCUAAGCCCUGCAGCUUUUCUCCUCUAAAGCCUGAUUACUCCGGCGGUGCCUGUGCGUGCGUGCGUGCGUGCUCCGGAGGGGAGGAGGAGGAAUUUCACAACAAGUGUUUGCAGCCACGCUGGGCCCAGCUGCCCCAGAGCCGCCCCAGGGACGGCGGCAUCGCCCCCGCUGUGGGGAACGGCGCCGAGGGGGGGCUCCCACCAUUGCUGCUGAGCCCCUGCCUCCGCCACAGCAGCUGGGCGCCUGGGGCAAGGCAUGCCGGGGCACGGCAGGAGGUCAGCAGUGGGGCUUGGAGGUGGACACUGUGGCUCCUCGUGGGGCUUGGAGGUAGAUGCUGCAGCUCCCCAUGGGGCUUGGAGGCGGAUGCCAUGGCUGUCCAUGGGGCUCGGAGGUGGACGCUGUGGCUCCUCAUGGUGUUUAGGGGUGGAUGCCUUGGCUACCCAUGGGGCUUGGAGGUGGACGCUGUAGCUCCUCAUGGUGUUUGGAGGUGGAUGCCUUGGCUACCCAUGGGGCUUGGAGGUGGAUGCCAUGGCUACCCAUGGGGCUUGGAGGUGGAUGCCUUGGCUACCCAUGGGGCUUGGAGGUGGAUGCCACGGCUACCCAUGGCAUUUGGAGGUGGAUGCUACAGUUCUCCAUGAGGCUUGGAGAUAAAUGCUGCAGGGGCUCGGCGAUAGCCACUGCAGCAACCUAUGGGGUUUGGAGGUGGAUGUUGUGGCUCCCCAUGGGGCUCAGAGGUGGAUGCUGCAGCUCUUGGUGGGGUUUGGAGGUGGAUGCUGUGGCUCCCUGUAGGGCUCGGAGGUGGACACUACAGCUCCCUAGGUGGCCUCCUUCUCCUGCCCAGCGCUGGUGUGCAGUGGUGGCCCAGGGACAAGGGUCCAGGAGGAGGAAGAGGAGGAGGAGGAGGAGGGUAGGGGGAGCAGCCCAGCAUGAGCAGGGUGAGCAGCAUCAUCUGGGAGGGCGCAGGGACACGACGGCUGCAGGGUGGGGACCAGGCACCCCUUGCCAGCUUGGUGACAUCCCACGGGCGGCCGUGUCCCAUGUGGCAUGGGGGCCGCAUGCCGCUGGAGCGGAGCAGGAGAUGAGCCCCGUGACUUCCCUGGGGGUGCAGUCCCUGGGGGAGGAGAGCCGGGCACAUAGGGCCUUUAAGCGUCGUAGUGCCAUUGCUCCCAGGCCAGGACUUCCCCAGUGACCCCCCAUUUCUAUCUGGAUGGCGACCCUUUUAAAGAGCAGCGGAACGGAUCUCCACCGAGGUCCGUUCCCUGGAGUUCCUUUGUUUGCGGCGCUGAGACUUUUCAUGGCAGGGGGAGGAAGAGCCGCUUUGAAAAGCCCGUUGGCUCUUGCCAGCGCUAACUCUCUUUUC